CAAUCCGCACACUCUUACCUCCUCUACCCGCACCUCCUACCCAAAGAAAGCACGACACCUAAGAGGAUCAACUAAAAGAAGCAAGAAAUGGGGGUAAGCAGGAGGAGGCUGCUGGUUUCAGACUUCAUCAUGUCCUUCAUGUGGGUCUGGUCAAGUGUGCUUAUUAAGAUGUUUGUUCACACAAUGUUGGGUUAUGGGGCUCAUGAUCUCAAAGGUGAAAUCCUCAAACAUUCAAUAUCUGUCAUCAAUAUGUUCUUCUUUGCCUUCUUGGCUAAAGCUACCAAGGGUGGGGCCUACAACCCUCUCACUAUCUUGUCCGGUGCCAUCUCUGGGGAUCUCUCCAAUUUCCUCUUCGCCGUCGGUGCCAGAAUUCCUGCUCAGGUCUUUGGUUCAAUUACUGGGGUUAGGCUCAUCAUUGCGUCAUUUCCAAACAUAGGGCGUGGACCUCGUUUGACCAUCGACAUCCACCGAGGUGCACUGAUUGAAGGGUGCUUGACAUUUGCGAUUGUUACCAUUUCACUUGGACUUUCCAGAAGAAGUCGUGCGAGUACCUUGAUGAAGACGUGGAUAUCCAGUCUGUCCAAGCUGACUCUUCACAUACUUGGUUCUGAUCUAACAGGGGGGUGCAUGAAUCCAGCCUCUGUGAUGGGGUGGGCUUAUGCUCGGGGGGAUCAUAUAACCAAGGAGCACAUACAGGUUUAUUGGCUUGCUCCAAUACAGGCAACUUUGCUGGCUGUGUGGACUUUCAAUUUGCUAGUUUCCCCACCAAAGGACGAAAAGGAGAAGAUGAAAGAGAAAAAGUCAGAAUGAAGGGGAUUCCUAAAUUAUUGGUGAUCGUACAGUUUGAAUUUUGUAUCAUGUCUUUCUCCAGUGUGAUUGCAUGAACUUAAUUUUCUGUUUUUAACUUAACAUGUAUAAUGUUCAGUUAAGGAUGUACGUUUUGUCUCUGUUGUAACCUCUCUCAAGAGCGAUUGAGAAUCUCGAGAACUUUUCCAAAUGUCCGUCUUCGCAGGAUGAUUGGAAAAGAGAUGAGUAUUUAA
Messenger RNA from Nicotiana tabacum (common tobacco), 1040 nucleotides. Its product is annotated as putative aquaporin SIP2-1. Gene Ontology annotation, cellular component: membrane. Gene Ontology annotation, biological process: transmembrane transport. Lineage: Eukaryota; Viridiplantae; Streptophyta; Magnoliopsida; Solanales; Solanaceae. Gene Ontology annotation, molecular function: channel activity. The record is from RefSeq and is a predicted model, not a curated record.